AGCUCCCAGCAUUUUGUCACCAUAUCAUAUCGCUAAAUCACAUCACCGAGCAAGAAUUCCUGGUCGCGCAACUCUAUUAACAGGUAUUAUACCAUACAAUAUCCAAGAGUGCAAUUCAUUCAAGAUGUUGCCCCUCGGUCUCUUGAACGCGGCCCAAGGUCAUCCUAUGCUCGUAGAGCUUAAGAACGGAGAGACACUGAACGGACAUUUAAUACAAUGCGACACGUGGAUGAACUUGACGCUAAAGGAGGUCAUACAGACGAGCCCAGAAGGAGAUAAAUUCGUCCGCCUACCCGAGGUAUAUAUCAAAGGCAAUAAUAUCAAAUACCUCCGAGUACCAGACGAGAUCAUCGACCUUGUGAAAGAGCAACAGCACGGCCAACAAGGUGGAUUUAGAGGUGGCCGUGGUGGGCACGGCCAGCAGAGGGGAGACCACGGCGGUAGGGGCGGCGACAGAGGCAGCCGCGGCGGACGAGGCCAAGGAAGGGGUAGGGGUAGAGGCCGAGGAGCUUGAAGACAAACCGAUAGUACGAUACCAACGUGGAAAAUAUACCGGUGGCCAAGCCACUAUCAAGGCUCCCGAACAGUAGCAGCAUGAGGACGUAUAACACGCCUCCAAGAAGCUAGCAGAGUUGGGCCACAGUGCCAGGAUAUAGUUCAGAUGAAGAUACCCAGCCCGCCGCGAUGGUGUUGGCGCAAACAGUACACGUGUAUUUGUUAAACUGCUGUGAACUCCCAACAUAGGCCGCGGGAGACGCCAUAGCGACAAUCCAAGUACGCUCUGAGAUGUACCUAAACUCCCAGCUAUUAUUCUAAGCUUCCGGACUCCUCAUACCAUGAAUGUCUCGGUCGCAUAACGUCCAACAUAUUAGAUUGGAAUAUCUACCCGAUAAUAGGCACAUAUACC
Molecule: messenger RNA, 907 nt
Organism: Daldinia vernicosa
Lineage: Eukaryota; Fungi; Ascomycota; Sordariomycetes; Xylariales; Hypoxylaceae
Product: like-Sm domain-containing protein
Exons: 4
Coding region: 125-514 (129 amino acids)
Biological process (GO): mRNA splicing, via spliceosome; nuclear-transcribed mRNA catabolic process; P-body assembly
Cellular component (GO): spliceosomal tri-snRNP complex; P-body; U6 snRNP
Molecular function (GO): U6 snRNA binding
Source: RefSeq, a predicted model, not a curated record